Molecule: messenger RNA, 1373 nt
Organism: Tripterygium wilfordii
Lineage: Eukaryota; Viridiplantae; Streptophyta; Magnoliopsida; Celastrales; Celastraceae
Product: RHOMBOID-like protein 2
Exons: 5
Coding region: 218-1207 (329 amino acids)
Biological process (GO): proteolysis
Cellular component (GO): membrane
Molecular function (GO): serine-type endopeptidase activity
Source: RefSeq, a predicted model, not a curated record
GUUAAAUCUACAACCUUAAAACAAACCGAUCACACACAAAAGUCGUCUUUGCAUUACCUGCCCUCGAUUUCUUUCCCUUCCAAGCCACUUCUCUGUUUUUUUUUUUCAGUUAUACGGUCUUUUUCAUCCAAUAUAGACCAGAAUCUCUUCAAUCUCUAAUCAUUGUUAGAGGGAGAGGAGAAAUCUGUAGCGAGAGAAUUCAUCAAUUCAAGAAUUGAUGGCAAGCGGCGAUCUUGAGAGAGGAGCGAAAAGAGGAGGCAGAGGAAGCAACUACAACGGUAAUGGCGGAUACCCAACUGGGAACUAUUAUGUGGAGACCCAUGAGAAGCAAUGGACAUCGUGGCUUGUGCCAAUGAUUGUGGUGGCAAACGUUGCUGUAUUAAUUGUGGCUAUGUAUGUGAACAAUUGCCCCAAGAACAAUCUGGGUUUUGAUGGUAAUUGUGUGGCCAAGUUCCUUGGCAGGCUAUCUUUCCAGCCUCUCAAGGAGAACCCUUUAUUUGGUCCCUCUUCUUCCACAUUGGAAAAAAUGGGAGCUUUGGAGUGGAACAAGGUUGCGCAUGGUAAUCAAGGAUGGAGACUCAUCACAUGUAUUUGGUUGCAUGCGGGUGUUAUCCAUCUGCUUGCUAAUAUGUUGAGCUUGGUUUUUAUUGGGAUUCGCCUUGAACAACAGUUUGGUUUCGUACGAGUUGGGAUAAUCUACCUGUUAUCGGGAUUAGGUGGAAGCGUACUAUCUGCUCUUUUCAUUCAAAAGAAUAUCUCUGUUGGUGCCUCGGGUGCCUUGUUUGGACUUCUUGGAGCAAUGUUAUCAGAGCUUCUUACCAACUGGACCAUCUAUACUAAUAAGGCGGCUGCGCUAAUAACACUCAUUAUCAUCAUCGCUAUCAACUUAGCUGUAGGAAUUCUUCCUCAUGUUGACAACUUCGCACACAUUGGAGGAUUCUUGUCGGGCUUUCUCUUGGGCUUCGUUUUUCUGCUGCGUCCUCAGUUUGGGUGGGCAGAAAGCCGCAAUCUUCCUGCUAAUGCUCGCAUCAAAUCCAAGUACACAGUUUAUCAGUACGUGCUCUGGGUGGUUGCUGUGGUUCUACUAAUUGUUGGUUUCACAGUUGGGUUGGUGUUGCUGUUCAGAGGAGUGAACGGGAAUGAUCACUGUAGUUGGUGCCAUUACCUGAGCUGCGUGCCCACCUCGAGAUGGAAGUGCGGAAACUAAUGAGAGAGAAUUUCAGACAUCCUUGUUUACUUUGUCUCAACCUUGGUUUAAAAUUCUUUAUACAUAUGGUUGUGUACAUUUUAUAUACACACUUUAUACAUAUGGUUGUGUACAUGCAUAUUUUCUGACAUUGGUAUAUAUGUUUUGUGUCUACACUGGUAACCAA